This is a messenger RNA of Myripristis murdjan (pinecone soldierfish), 5263 nucleotides long. It is a transcript of the gene lmnb2, whose product is annotated as lamin B2. Gene Ontology annotation, cellular component: nuclear lamina; nuclear envelope. The coding region runs from base 432 to 2165 and encodes 577 amino acids. The record is from RefSeq and is a predicted model, not a curated record. Gene Ontology annotation, molecular function: structural constituent of cytoskeleton. The transcript has 13 exons. Gene Ontology annotation, biological process: heterochromatin formation; nuclear envelope organization; nuclear pore localization. NCBI's taxonomy places the organism in Eukaryota, Metazoa, Chordata, Actinopteri, Holocentriformes, Holocentridae.
CAUGCGGACACACUUUGAGGCAUGGCAGGGGAGACUCGGGGUGAUUUAUGAUCCUGUGCUCUCUGGUUUGUCUUUGGUUUGUCUCUCUUUCUCUCUUUUUCUCUCUUUCUUUCUUUCUUUCUUUCUUUCUUCUCUCUUUCUUUCUCCCACCAUGCACUGCGAGCCAGGAAGCGUUGUCUCCUUUUGGCGCGGUGCUGGCAGCGGUGUCGGCCAUCUUGGAAGCAGCCCAGUGUGGUUUCUGCCUGCCGCCUGCUAAAAGAUUGCAUGACCACACGGCUACUCAUUCAUUGCUACCACGCCGUUCGCCGAGAAUAGAAAGUGUGUUCCCGUCUUCAAAUUCACGGAAAACACCGGUGAGCGGAGAUUUGCUUUACUUGCGAAAGGUUUUGCAGGGUUGAGGAGUAAAAAUUAGCAUUGGAAGAAGAACCGUUAUGGCGACUGCUACCCCAAGCCGUGAAGCGGGCCGGUCGGCGGCCUCCACUCCGCUCUCCCCGACCCGCAUCUCCCGCUUGCAGGAGAAGCAGGAGCUGCAGCACCUGAACGAUAGGCUGGCUGUCUACAUCGACCGGGUCCGGGCUCUGGAGCUAGAGAACGACCGGCUGAUGGUGAAGGUGUCGGAGAAAGAGGAGGUGACUACGAGAGAGGUCACUGGUCUGAAGGCUCUGUACGAGGCAGAGCUAGCUGAUGCUCGACGGGUUCUGGAUGAGACGGCUAAGGAGAGAGCCCGCCUGCAGAUAGACUUGGGCAAGGCUCAGGCUGAACUGGACGAAGCUACACGCAGUCUUAAGAAGAAGGACAGUGAUCUUGCAGCGGCUGUGUCCAGGGCCACUGCUUUGGAGGGCCAGCUGAACCAGAGUGAAGCCUCUCUCUCCACUGCCCUGAGCCAGAAUGCUGCUCUGUCUGCUGAACUGGCCGACAUCAAGAGCCUGCUGGCUAAGGCAGAGGACAGCCAUGCUGUUGCUAAGCGCCAGCUGGAGACGGAGACUUUGAUGCGCGUUGACUUGGAGAACCGCUGCCAAUCACUGACUGAGGAGCUGGAGUUCAGGAAGAGCAUGUUUGAAGAGGAGGUGCGUGAGUCUCGGCGCAGACAAGAGCAGAGGAUAGUGGAGGUGGACACUGGAGUCAGACAGGAUUAUGAGUUCAAACUGGCACAGGCUUUACAGGACCUGAGGAGGCAGCACGAUGAACAAGUCUCUCUGUACAAGGAAGAACUUGAACAAACCUUCCAGGCCAAGUUGGAUAAUGCCAAGGUGUCCUCCGAGAUGAACGACAAGGCAGUGAGCACAGCCAGGGAGGAGCUGCAGGAAGCUCGUAUGAGAAUAGAAAGCCUUGGAUAUCAAUUGAACGCCCUGCAGAAACAGGCAUCAGCCUCAGAGGAUCGUGUCAGAGAGCUCGAGGACAUCUUGUCUGCAGAGCGCGACAAGCACCGCCGAGCCAUCGAAGGAAAAGAGCAAGAGAUGACCGAGCUGAGAGACCGGAUGAAUGCUCAGCUCAAUGAAUACCAGGAGCUGCUGGAUGUCAAGCUAGCUCUGGAUAUGGAGAUCAAUGCAUACAGGAAGCUCCUGGAAGGAGAGGAGCACAGAUUGAAGCUGUCCCCCAGCCCCUCCUCCCGGGUGACUGUUUCCAGGGUAACAGGCUCUUCCUCCUCCCGCUCAUCUAAGCGGAAGAGAGUGGAGGUGGAGGGUGAAGAAGUGUCUGAGGUGGCAGGAGAGGGGCAGCUCCUGGUGUCAGAGGAGGCCACAGCGAGUGGAGCAGUGACCAUAUCACCCACUGAUAUGGAUGGAAAUGCCGUGACACUGGCCAAUGAUACUGAGCAGGAUCAGCCUAUGGGCAGCUGGAGGUUGAAGAGACAGGUAGACCAAGGAGAGGAGAUCGUCUACAAGUUCUCUCCAAAGUUUGUCCUCAAAGCUGGACACUCAGUCACAGUGUGGUCUGCGGAUGCAGGCAUGGCCCACAGUCCACCAUCUGAUCUGCUGUGGAAGAGCCAGGCUUCUUGGGGGACAGGAAAUGACAUCAUCACCGCUCUGAUCAAUGCCGAUGGAGAGGAGGUGGCCAGAAGGAGCGUCACUAAGACUCAGGUGGAGAUGGAAAACGGAGAGGAGGAAGAGGAGGAAGUGGGAGAAAGAGGCAAGAAGAUUGCAUCCAGGGAGUGUACCAUCAUGUGAAGCCCCAAACCUCUGGUGGUUGUGACUUCCCCUAUUAUUAUUUUUUUUCCUAGAGCCACUCAAAUAUUUUUCUAUUUGUCCUGUCGUUGCCUCGUCAUUUUGCUGGUUUUUUCAUAAUUCAGGAUAUGAGGAUUUUUGGGCACGUUUCUAAUGGACUCUGUUUCUACUGCUCUUCUCAACUCUGGACCUGCUUUUAAUAUGAAUAAUUUCACUUGUAGAUAGUACAGUUAAAAAAAACAACAAACAAACAGGCAAACAUUUAUGGAUGACGCCAAAGAUUAUGGCGCCCGGCUACAGACUUUUAAUAGUGUUGCAGCUGAAUAUCCCCAGUCACAAUAACAGUAUUGUUCAGUUUCAUGUCACUGUCACAUUCUAGAUGUUUUCCAUAUGACGCUGAAUGGCACGAUUAAACAUGUGUAGUGUUUCUACACAUGUAGCAUGUAGUAAUUUAGAUUUCAUGUAAUAGACCCCUCUCCAUGAUGCUAACCUUUUUUUCGGUCCAUAAUGAUGUCAGGAUGAAUUAAUAGCAACACUGUUUUGACUGUCCAUAUUGACACUGAAUAGAUGGUGACAUGCCGUUAAGUGGAUUUAGGAGAUUUUUAUUUCCAUUUCUAGUCAGUUUUGUGUGACCUACCAAGGGGUAUUUUGAUAUCUGGCCUGUUGUCACAAUCAUGAACACAAUUCCAAACCUCUCCUCCUCAUCUCCCUCUGUCAUCCUCAUUUCCUCCCUCUCUCCUCCCUCUGACCUCUCCUCCCUCGUCUUUCCAACAAGAUCAAGAAAGCACCAUUGUUCAUCUGAUUUCAAUUUAAAAAAAAAAAAAAAAAAAAAAAUUCUGCGACAGGAGGGAUGGAAUCAAAGAUGGACCUGUGCAAUUGGCCGGAGAGGUUUUGAGGGGCGGGACUUAGAGGGUUGUGAUAUUUUUUUUUCCAGUUGUGUGUUGUAGAUUCUAUAACUGACAGUUAACUAUUGCUAGUGCCUGUAGUGGCUGAGUAAGUUUGAUAUUGUCGCCGUCGUUUCCAUAGCAGCACCAGCCGUUCCCAGUCAGGAGACACAGAACUUAAGAUGUGCAACAACUCCUCCAGGCAGCAGAGCAGAUCUUUGAGCACAGGGAUGGUUGUCACCUAUGCUGGAGUUGUUGCACAGAGGUGACGCUGUGCUGUGCUGCCUGGAGUACCUGUGGUUGAUAUCAAACUGACUCAGUAAAUGUAGGAUGCCUGGCAGCAUCAGGUCCAGAAGGGUGGGCCAGGAGCAGUAGGUUUGGUCAUGUUAUUGAAAAUACUAACAGUGCAUCUCUGUCUUAAAUGUGUUAGGGUAAGCUUAACAAUUAAGCCCACUAAAUGUUGCUCUUAUUAUUUUAGCUUACAUUCAGUGGAGGUAUAAAGACUAUUGACUACAAGACUAAAGAAAGUAGAGGUCAAAUUGAAAAAUACUUUUAUAUCCAACAUGGGUAGAAUACUUUUUUUUAUGCUAGAUCCUUUAAACCCAUGUGAAAUGAAUGCAACUAUUUCCACAUACCAUGAGUAUUAAACUAUGCACACUUAAUUUAACAGUUUGGAAACAAAAAAAAUCCUCACAGGUUUGUAACUUAUUGUUAAAUAGCUGUGUUAUUGUUUUGGUGGAAGCACAUUGGUUGUUUAAUAACCCCUCCUGUCUGGAAGGAACAGUGAUUCAUUUUCAAGUAGUGUGUCAUCGUAGUCACACAUGUUAUAUGCAUGACUGCACACCCAAGAAAAAGUUAGGGUUUUUUAUUUCACUUUAAAAAAAAUGAGCUUGGGCUUAAUAGGUAUGCUUACCUUUUUAAUCCCUGGAAGUAAACUUUUUUUAAAAAAAUUCAACGGUCCUAAAAUGGAUAGAAGCGAUUAGUGCAUUGAGAAUAUUGCAAAGCAAGACCAAAGAGCAGCCAAGCCAGUAAGGAAAUGGUACAUGGGUAACAGUGUUCUGCGGUGGACUAGCAUAAUAAAGGCCUCAGCACUGAUGUGGAGCAUCAGCAAGUUCUUAUGCAGAGUUGCUCACGUUUUGCCUAUCUGCUGCCAAUUUGUAGAAUAGAUUGGAAUUUAAGUGUCUAAUAUAUCUGUACUGAUAGCCUUAUUGGAGGAGUACAGCAGCUGUAAGCCAUGUGCUCCAUUACCACAGAGCCUGUGGUACCAGACAGUGAUAAUGUAAUACACUUAACCCUCAGAACGCCUCAGACUCUAGUUUAAGAGAAACUAACUCUACCAGACGGCACCACAGGCCAGCCAGUCCAUCUCUCAGGUUGACGAACUGUCUCACCCCACUAACUGACUACUUUUUCCCAGUAGCCGGAAACUCAAUGUCCAAAAGUCGAAACCUGCUCAACACUAAACACUGUAGGACAAACAUUUUAACAAAACUGACUAGUGUUAAAUGUUGCCUGUGUAUCAUGGCAUUUUGUCAUCAGUGACUGAUUUGACCUGUGGUAAUGAGGUACACAAAGCCUCAUAAGAAAUGAACAAGCCUCUCUGCUCUAACCACCCUACUGGAAGUUAUGAUACUGUCAUGAUUAUAAGAUCAUGAGUAUAUGUCUUAAAAAACUGGUCUAUUGGAUAGAUAUGGCCAUAAAGAUAACUUGCUCAUGGUUAUAUGAAAAUGAUGUUUCUCAGAUAUGUAAAAUGCUGUUCAAAUCACAAUAAUCAGGGUUUUUUUCUGCUGAGAUUGUGAUUGGGCAGUAUGGCAAGGAUUGUUAGCUGAAUUCAGCUUGUUUCCAUCUGAACCAUUGCUGUUUAAGUGAUACCUCUCAGCUGUCUAGCAACCUCCCAGAGGCAGCACUGUGGAGCCAACAUGGCUGCCCCUGGAACCAGGAGUGGCCAAAAUGUCCGUGGCUCUGGUUUCUAAUUGGUGAAUGUAGGCUUUGUUUAGGGCUCAGUCCUCACUACGACCACUGCGAUUGGACAAAAAAAGAAAACAAGAGCAUUGUGAUUGGAUGGCAGUUGCUCUGUCAACCUGAAAUAUUGAAGUAAAUUGACAUACUGAUUGCCUCAGUUUUUCUAACUACAUGAUAUCAUCCUGGGAAACUGAAUUUUUCUAUUGUGUGUUUGAAUGCAGUGCUUUGCAUUACUAAAUAUUAUUGUUUUUGAUA